This is a messenger RNA of Fulvia fulva, 819 nucleotides long. RefSeq lists its product as uncharacterized. Lineage: Eukaryota; Fungi; Ascomycota; Dothideomycetes; Mycosphaerellales; Mycosphaerellaceae. Bases 1 to 819 code for a protein of 272 amino acids. The record is from RefSeq and is a predicted model, not a curated record. The transcript has 3 exons.
AUGCGCGCCUCUCCCCUCGUCCUCGCGCUGCCGCUUGCAGCGGCACAGCAGUUCCCGAUGCUCGACUCCGUGAUUGACCAGGCCAAAGGCUGGUUCGCAAAGGCCAGCGGAUCCGUCGCAGCAGCAGUCUCCUCCGCCACCGAGUCCGCCUCCAUCCCCAACCCAGUCGCCUCGGGCGCCGUCAAGAUCGCACAGCUCAACGUCCACAGAGUCGAUCUGAACAACUUCCAAGAGCUCAUCAAGCCAGGCUCGCCUCACGCAACACCGGGCAUCGAGACAUGGGAGGUCUUCGUCACAGGCGGCAACAAGACGUGCUUCGGCAUGUGCAACAGGGCCGAGACUGCUUUCAACGAGAGCGUAGCGUUGGUCGCAGCCUCGCCAAACCCACCGAACCUCGGACUGUUGAACUGCGAGACUGACGGAGUACUGUGCCAUGCCUGGGCAGUCAGCCCACCACAGCUCCUUCACAUGCAACUGCCACAGCCACUCGCAGACCAGUCGACUCCCGCCUCGACUGUGCGCUCCAUCAAGCUCAACCGCACCACUGUCACCGCACCGGAGAUCGCCGCCAUCCACCUCCAGGACAAGUACCUCGAGACCGAGGCGUAUGGGGGCUUCUGGCAUCCCUUUGACGGCCCGCUCGCCAAGUACAACCUUGCAAUUCCAGCUGGCUACGUGAUCUGGGGCUUCUCGCAGAUUCCAUCGUGGGCUUUCAUGAUUGGCAUUUCGUUCUUCAGCAGGACUAUCAUGGGACGCAGGACGCAACCUGGUGGCGGCCGUGCUCCAGCCGCUGGCCAGCCAGCUCCGGCAGCUCAAUAG